UACACGUCCAGCUCAAACGACACCAAAAGAAUUUAUUCAAAAAAAUUUCAAUGUUAAGUAAAAAAUACCAACACAUGCGAGUGCGCAUUAAUAAAAUAAUUAGCGAUCGUGACAUGCUGCUGUGUUUGUUAUCCGUUGCGAUAUCGGUGACAGCAUUAGCUGCGGAUGGUGGAGAUGCUGAUGUGGACAAACGUUUUGUUUUGAGACCGCUUGACCCUUUGACACGACGGAGUGCACUCGACAAGAACUUCAUGCGAUUUGGUCGCGCACUUGACUGCUGGACAGCUGCUGAGACGCCAGUUAAACGUCAAGAACCGGGUGCCGCCGUAGGUAGAAGACUGGACUCCAACUUUAUCAGAUUCGGUCGCCGCGAUUCAAACUUUAUAAGGUUCGGUCGUGGUGAAGUGUACUCGCCAAACGACAACAGAAUUCCUCGGCGUCACUAUGAUGUGGAUGUAGACGGCUUGGAAGUCAGGUUUGGACGUUCAGUUCAAAAAAAUGACAACAUGGCUGCCCGUCCCGUAGCUGCUGCGGUUACUACAUUCGAUCGUUGACUCAAGAGGCCUUUCAUUGUGAAUUUUAGUGUUUAAUUUGCCCAGUGGUCUAGUUAUCUUUUACGUCUUCCAUUACUAGCAUUUGAUCAUUACUUUGUCACUAAUCAAUCCGACCGUUAAAUGCAGUUGAAAUUGAUUAUGCUAAUGAUAAACCGGGUUUUUCUUCGUGUUGGAAAUUCCAACCCAAAUUAUAAAACGGUGUAAUUUAAUUUGCAACAGUUUAAAAGUCUCGUUUUUUCAUAAUUAUAAAUACUAUGAAACAAAAAUAGCAUCAUGAAGGUUUUUUUUUUAAUGAACGUAAAGCAAACUGGAAAACUGUUUUUUUUUAAUAAUGUACAGUUUAAAUAUUUCUUAUAUACCACCAUCUUCUUUUUAUAUAAUUUCAGCUAAUGCCAUGAAAACAUCCAAAAUUAAUUUAUAUUUCAAAUUUAUUUAUUUUUCAACAAAUUUUAAGUUUUUAAAAACACGUUAAGUUUAAUUUAAUUAUAGGUUAAUUUAUAAAACUAAAUUUAAACAGCUAUAACUACUUUAAAAAUUGCGUAUACGAUAUUUAACUAAUUAUUUCAAGAGAUUGCUAAAAAAAAUUAUAAUAUUUUUGAAAACUAAUUAACAUAUUUGGUGAAAAAAAAUUAAAUUGUUAUACUCUUUACAUGAAACCUAUUUCAGUUAUUAUUAAAAUAAUUAAAUUGUAAAAUUUAUUAUUAUUUUUUUUUUUAUUGAAUACAUUUAUUAUAUAAGUAAUUUAAGGGUUAUUCAGAGUUAAACCUAACAGAAAUAUUAACAGAAAU
Molecule: messenger RNA, 1342 nt
Organism: Daktulosphaira vitifoliae (grape phylloxera)
Lineage: Eukaryota; Metazoa; Arthropoda; Insecta; Hemiptera; Phylloxeridae
Product: FMRF-amide neuropeptides-like
Exons: 3
Coding region: 51-554 (167 amino acids)
Biological process (GO): neuropeptide signaling pathway
Source: RefSeq, a predicted model, not a curated record